Messenger RNA from Manihot esculenta (cassava), 2018 nucleotides. Its product is annotated as F-box/kelch-repeat protein At5g15710. The transcript is spliced from 3 exons. Gene Ontology annotation, molecular function: protein binding. The record is from RefSeq and is a predicted model, not a curated record. The coding region runs from base 570 to 1916 and encodes 448 amino acids. NCBI's taxonomy places the organism in Eukaryota, Viridiplantae, Streptophyta, Magnoliopsida, Malpighiales, Euphorbiaceae.
UUUCGUUUUUUGUGUUCAUGUACUUCCCAAAAUCCAAAUGGUGACAAAGUAAACCAAGCAAUUACCUCUUGAGCCUUUGAGGUUAGGCUCCUCUCUCAUAUCUAUGCCAGAAUUUUUUACUUCUUUAAGCUCUGACAGGUGUUUCUCACCAAGGGAUUUGAUAAUUCUUGAAGAAAAAGGAAAACAAUUUGUAAGUCGCCAUCAAGCUUCCGUCUUUGUAUUCACACAUUGAUCUCUGCUCAGUAUAUUUGCUUCUUUUUAUUUCAAUCGAUUUUUCGUCUGGAAGAUCGUUUAUUUCGGAUCUCCCUGCAUAUUGGGGAUAUUUUUUUCAUCUGAAAUGUCAUCUGAGCUGCAGAGGAUUUUGUUUCACUCGUGGAACUGUGGUGUCUGGUUAAUGGGUUUUCUUACUUGAUGCCUAAAAUCAUCAUUUUGGCUUAAAAUUUUUAAUCUUUUGCUGUGGUUUUAGACUGCAUCUUGCAUUUCGAUUUAGGUAAGGCUUCUCACGUGGCAGUUAGGGUUUUAAGACCUUAUUGCUUUUGGGUGGGCUAGGGUUUUGAGAAUUUAUAGAUAUGAAUGGUGUUGGAGAAUCAUCCGAAUCUGUUUCUGUUUUACGCGAUGAUGAUGCUUGUCCUAGGCAAGUGUCACCUAUUAGGGUUGGUGGGUCGAGGAAUACAAGCCCCUUGGGCCGUGUUGGAUCGAGAAAUACCAGUCCUUCUCGGCAGAAGGCAGUUAAGACCAAACCUCGUGGUUUAGAUGAGGAAACAGCAGCAACAUUUGGUAAAGCUGUUCACCCUGAUGUUCAAAUGGAGGAUAACAUAUGGGCAAUGUUGCCCGAGGAUCUACUGAAUGAGAUUUUGGCCAGGGUUCCUCCUUUUAUGAUAUUUCGUCUCCGUUCAGUUUGUAAAAGAUGGAAUUCCAUUCUUCAGGACGGCAGUUUUCUUAAAUUUCAUUCGCAAGUGCCAUCUCAUGGUCCUUGUCUUUUGACAUUUUGGAAAAACUCACAGAUACCACAAUGCUCAGUUUUUAGCUUGCCUUUGAAAACAUGGUACAGGAUUCCUUUCACUUUUUUACCACAGUGGGCAUUUUGGUUGGUUGGUUCUUCAGGGGGCCUCGUUUGCUUUUCUGGGCUUGACGGUCUAACUUUCAAAACUUUAGUUUGUAAUCCUCUCACUCAAACUUGGAGAACAUUGCCAAGUAUGCAUUAUAAUCAACAAAGGCAGCUGAUAUUGGUUGUUGAUAGAGUGGAUAGGUCGUUUAAAGUUAUAGCCACCAGUGAUAUUUAUGGUGAUAAGUCAUUGCCCACUGAAGUUUAUGAUUCAAAGCUUGGAAGAUGGUCGCUCCACCAAAUUAUGCCUGCAGUCAAUCUGUGUUCUUCAAAGAUGGCAUAUUGUGACUCCAGAUUGUAUCUGGAAACUCUUUCACCACUUGGUCUGAUGAUGUAUCGGCUUGACACAGGUUACUGGGAACAUAUUCCAGCCAAGUUCCCACGGUCUUUGUUGGAUGGCUAUCUGGUGGCUGGCACUCAGAAGCGUCUGUUUCUAGUGGGAAGAAUUGGCCUUUACAGUACUCUUCAAAGUAUGAGAAUUUGGGAAUUGGAUCAUGAAAAGAUUAUGUGGGUGGAGAUCAGUAGGAUGCCACCAAAGUACUUUCGUGCUCUGUUGAGGUUAUCAGCUGAGAGAUUUGAGUGCUUUGGACAGGAUAACUUGAUCUGCUUCACAUCUUGGAACCAAGGAAAGGGCCUUCUGUAUGAUGUAGAUAGGAAGGCUUGGUCUUGGAUCGCUGGAUGUGCUCUUCAGAUCUGUUACACGGAUGUUUGGGAUACAAUGAGGUAUCCUACAGUCAUAGACUCGGCUUUUGAGACAUACAGUUAUUUGGCACUUUGUGCCCUACAGUUACAGUUUCCUUAUCUGACUUAACAGUCCCAUUUAAAUUUAUAGGGGCCAACAGAAAAAUAAUAAAUAAAUAAAAGUAUUAAGAGAAAAUAAAACCUUUUACAUGAUGAAGAAAAAGAAAAGAUU